AUGACUAUUGAUAUUUGUGCUGAUCACCCCAGUGCUUUUUGGAAUCGAAAGAAGCAUAUUGUUACUCUUCCAUAUGAAAAUAACUUCUCUGAAGAUAAUAUUCCUACAAAAUCUCGUCCUUGUCAGAUGAACGCCGAAUUGGCUGAAUGCUGCAAAAAAGAAAUUGAUAAUCUUUUACAAAAGGGUUUGAUAAAGCCUUCCAAAUCUCCUUGGUCUUGUACUGCAUUUUAUGUUAAUAACGCAGCUAAAAAAGAACGAGGGGUACCCAGAAUGGACCCUCCUUGGGUCACGAUAGGACGAGGUAAGGGAAAUAACUCGCGAGGAAGGGGAAGAUCGUCCCCAAAUUCAUCAAGAUCAUCAUAUGGAUCUUCAUCAAAUACUCCUAUAAUACAAAAAGGAGGAAUGAGUUUAUAUAAUUUGAACUCCAAGGUGCAAAAAAAAGCUUCGUCAUCAAUCCAUCUGAAAGAUAUUCCAGAAAAUGAUCCAUUAUAUGCUCAAUUACAAGCAUAG
Messenger RNA from Solanum stenotomum, 510 nucleotides. RefSeq lists its product as uncharacterized. The record is from RefSeq and is a predicted model, not a curated record. NCBI's taxonomy places the organism in Eukaryota, Viridiplantae, Streptophyta, Magnoliopsida, Solanales, Solanaceae. The transcript is spliced from 2 exons. Bases 1 to 510 code for a protein of 169 amino acids.